GUUCGAGACAAGGGUUAUGUGGUUGGCCUCUGUCCCCACAGCGAUCAUUUUUGUUCCUGCCGCGCCAAGUGCAAGUCCGUGAAGAUGGCCGCUCAAAUGCCUGAAUUCAAGCUGAUUCUCGUCGGUGACGGUGGUGUCGGCAAGACCACCUUCGUCAAGCGCCACUUGACGGGUGAGUUUGAAAAGAAGUACGUUGCCACGUUGGGCGUGGAAGUCCACCCGCUCAAGUUUGAAACCAACUUUGGUCCCAUCAAGUUCAACUGCUGGGACACCGCUGGCCAGGAAAAGUUUGGUGGAUUGCGCGACGGGUACUAUAUCCAAGGGCAAUGCGCCAUCAUUAUGUUCGACGUGACGUCGCGAAUCUCGUACAAGAACGUGCCCAACUGGCAUCGUGACUUGUUCCGCGUGUGCGAAAACAUUCCCAUCGUGCUGUGCGGCAACAAGGUGGAAGUCAAGGACCGCAAGGUCAAGGCCAAGCAAAUCACGUUCCACCGCAAGAAGAACCUCCAGUACUUUGACAUCUCGGCCAAGUCCAACUACCAAUUUGAAAAGCCGUUUUUGUGGUUGGCGCGCAAGUUGGUCGGCGACAACUCGUUGACCUUUGUAGAAGCCGCCGCCAUUGCUCCGCCUGAGGUCGUCAUUGACGAAGAACACAAGCGACGCUUGGAAGCGGAAUUGGCUGCUGCCGUCAACGCCCCCAUCCCGGAUGAAGAUGAUGACAUUUAAAGCAUCGUUGACUUAGGAGUUAAGGAUUACUACUAUAUAUUGUAUGGCAUCUUUGGAUGCGUCUACAAGUGUCAAUACUGAACCCAUCUCGAACUGAUUGCAGA
This is a messenger RNA of Aphanomyces invadans, 830 nucleotides long. Its product is annotated as GTP-binding nuclear protein Ran. Gene Ontology annotation, biological process: protein import into nucleus; ribosomal subunit export from nucleus. Gene Ontology annotation, cellular component: cytoplasm; nucleus. The coding region runs from base 85 to 726 and encodes 213 amino acids. Lineage: Eukaryota; Oomycota; Saprolegniomycetes; Saprolegniales; Verrucalvaceae. Gene Ontology annotation, molecular function: GTP binding; GTPase activity. The record is from RefSeq and is a predicted model, not a curated record. The transcript is spliced from 2 exons.